Messenger RNA from Coregonus clupeaformis (lake whitefish), 6513 nucleotides. RefSeq names its product electrogenic sodium bicarbonate cotransporter 1-like. Gene Ontology annotation, molecular function: monoatomic anion transmembrane transporter activity; sodium:bicarbonate symporter activity; solute:inorganic anion antiporter activity. The transcript has 26 exons. Lineage: Eukaryota; Metazoa; Chordata; Actinopteri; Salmoniformes; Salmonidae. The coding region runs from base 413 to 3856 and encodes 1147 amino acids. Gene Ontology annotation, biological process: monoatomic anion transport; regulation of intracellular pH; bicarbonate transport. The record is from RefSeq and is a predicted model, not a curated record. Gene Ontology annotation, cellular component: plasma membrane; basolateral plasma membrane.
CUUCAGACGCGCGCAGCGAAAUACUACAACGAUCGCAAAAAAUCGAGGAUUUACUUAGAAUGGUGUGAUAGAAUAUUUCGCGGUAUGAAUAAUCUAAAACUCCGUUUCUAUAUAGCUUGUAGAACCGACGAAAUAACAUUGAUUACUGCCAGAUAGUUUCACUAUAAGCAUUUGUGGACGAUACCACUACUUCCCUUGGAGAUUAAUAGGAUACUUCUUAAAAGCUAGAGAGUUCCUCAAUGGAGUGAGACCCGUACUGUAAAGUUAUUUCGAGUAAAAUAGCUUAUUUACGCGUUGUUUGAAACACAUCAACAACUUUCUUGUUUUUAUUGAACAAGAGAACUGUGACGUCUGCUUCAGCUCGCCUCUGGAGUCAUCCCUGAAUAAAAGCUGGACAUAAAACUCCAGCAGAAUGAGCACCGAUAAAAACAAGGUGGAGGAUGAGGUGGUGCUGGACAGAGGUGCAUCCUUCGUCAAGCAUGUCUGUGAUGAGGAGGAGGUGGAAGGUCACCACACCGUGUACAUCGGCGUGCACGUGCCCAAGAGCUACCAGCGGAGCCGGCGCCACCGACGCAAGUCCAGCCACAAGGAGAGGAAGGAGAGGCCGGUGGAGAAAGUAGAGGGGGACAAAACGGACGGCGAGAACACUGAUGAGGCAGCGCCCAACAUCCUCAAACCCCUCAUCUCUGCAGCAGCAGAGAGGAUCAGGUUCAUCCUGGGUGAGGAGGAUGACGGCCCCCCGCCCCCUCAGCUCUUCACUGAGCUGGACGAACUGCUGGCCGUCGAUGGACAGGAGAUGGAGUGGAAGGAGACAGCCAGGUGGAUAAAGUUUGAGGAGAAGGUGGAAAAGGGAGGAGAGCGUUGGAGUAAGCCCCACGUGGCCACCCUGUCCCUUCACAGUCUGUUUGAGCUGAAGACCUGUAUUGAGAAAGGCACCAUCCUGCUGGACCUGGAGGCCUCCACUCUACCACAGGUGGUCGAGUUGAUCACUGACAACCAGAUCGAGAUCGGUCAGCUGAAGGCCGAGCUGAAGGAUCAGGUCAUGUACACGUUGCUACGAAAACAUCGUCACCAGACCAAGAAGUCCAACCUGCGCUCCCUUGCCGACAUCGGCAAGACGGUGUCCAGUGCAAGUAGGCUGUUUUCCAACCAAGACCAGAACGCACGCAGUCCCCAUGAACACCCCCAGCCCUUCCCCCUCUCGCACCCCCAGUCCCAGUCCCAAUUUGUGCCUUAUGCAACCACGCUUGGCCCUGAGGAACCGAUAGAGGAGGUCCAAAGGAGCUCCAGCAUGCAAUACAUCAGUAGCCCAGCCACGACCCAUCGGAACCUGACCUCCAACAGCCUCAACGACUUCUCUGACCAACCAGAUCGAGACCAGCUGAAGAAUAAAUUCAUGAAGAAGCUUCCUCGUGAUGCCGAGGCAUCUAAUGUCCUGGUCGGAGAGGUGGACUUCCUGGACACGCCCUUCGUGGCGUUCGUCCGUCUGCAGCAGGCUGUCAUGUUGGGAUCUCUGACAGAGGUCCCCGUCCCUACCAGGUUCCUAUUCGUGCUGCUGGGGCCCAAAGGAAAAGCCAAUUCCUACCAUGAGAUCGGACGAGCUAUCGCCACCCUCAUGUCUGAUGAGGUGUUCCAUGACAUUGCCUACAAGGCCAAGGACAGACAGGACCUGCUGGCAGGCAUCGAGGAGUUCCUGGAUGAGGUCAUCGUCCUACCCCCUGGGGAGUGGGACCCUGACAUCAGGAUAGAACCCCCCAAGUCCUUGCCCUCUUCUGACAAGAGGAAGAACCAGUAUAAUGCUGGGGGUGGAGGGGAUGGGCCCCAGAUGAACGGGGACACACAUGGACAUGACGGGGGUCAGGGAGGAGGAGGGGGACAUGGACAUGUCGGAGAAGAGCUCAUGAACACUGGAAAGUUUUGCGGCGGCCUCAUUUUGGACAUCAAGCGGAAGCUGCCAUUCUUCGCCAGUGAUUUCUAUGACGCCAUUCACAUCCAGUCGCUGUCCGCCAUCUUGUUCAUCUACCUAGGCACUGUGACCAAUGCAAUCACCUUCGGAGGGUUGCUAGGAGAUGCUACGGAAAACAUGCAGGGUGUGUUGGAAAGUUUCCUGGGCACAGCAGUGACAGGGGCCUUGUUCUGUCUGCUGGCUGGCCAGCCUCUCACCAUCCUCAGCAGCACAGGUCCUGUACUGGUGUUUGAAAGGCUCCUCUUCAACUUCAGCAAAGACAAUGACUUUGACUACCUGGAGUUCCGGCUGUGGAUCGGCCUGUGGUCAGCUUUCUUUUGUCUGGUGCUGGUUGCCACAGACGCCAGCUUCCUGGUCAAGUACUUCACGCGUUUCACGGAGGAGGGCUUUUCAUCCCUCAUCUCCUUCAUCUUCAUCUACGAUGCCUUCAAGAAGAUGCUGAAGCUGGCCCACUACAACCCCAUCAACGCUGACUACGACCCCAACUACGUCACAACGUACGACUGCCGCUGCAUGCCCCUACCGGACGACGGCAAUAUGACGGGUCUCUAUAGCGAUGCCUCUUCCUGGAUAAACGAUACUGAUCUGCCGGUAAACGCCACAUGGGCGUCUCUCGACAAGAAACAGUGUGUGAAGUAUGGUGGUGAGCUGAUUGGUCCGGCCUGCGGCUUCGUCCCUGACGUCACGCUGAUGUCAUUCAUACUUUUCCUGGGGACCUACACCUGCUCCAUGUGUCUCAAGAAGUUCAAGUUCAGCCGCUUCUUCCCCACCACUGUGAGGAAACUGAUCAGUGAUUUUGCCAUCAUCCUGGCUAUUGUCAUCUUCUGUGGUGUGGAUGCCCUGGUCGGAGUGGACACACCCAAGCUCAUCGUGCCAACUGAAUUCAAGCCCACCAGCCCCAACCGUGGCUGGUUCGUGCCCCCGUUCGGAGGGAACCCAUGGUGGGUGUAUCUGGCUGCAGCCCUCCCUGCUCUCCUGGUCACCAUCCUAGUGUUCAUGGACCAGCAGAUCACUGCUGUCAUCGUCAACAGAAAGGAGCACAAACUCAAGAAAGGGGCAGGCUACCACUUGGACCUGUUCUGGGUAGCAAUACUACUCAUCGUGUGUUCCUUCAUGGGCCUGCCCUGGUACGUGGCUGCCACUGUCAUCUCCAUCGCCCACAUCGACUCUCUGAAGAUGGAGACCCAGUGCUCGGCCCCUGGGGAGCAGCCCAAGUUCCUGGGUGUCAGGGAGCAGAGAGUGACCGGUGUCAUUGUCUUCGUUCUGACUGGACUGUCUGUCUUCAUGGCUCCUAUCCUUAAGUUCAUCCCCAUGCCUGUGCUCUAUGGCGUGUUCCUCUACAUGGGCGUGGCAUCUCUCAAUGGUGUCCAGUUCAUGGAUCGCCUGCAGCUUCUCCUGAUGCCAGCCAAGCACCAGCCUGACCUGAUCUACCUGCGCCACGUUCCCCAGCGUCGUAUCCACCUCUUUACCUUCAUACAGGCCCUCUGUCUCGCCCUCCUCUGGGUCCUCAAGUCCACCGUCGCUGCCAUCAUCUUCCCCGUCAUGAUCUUGGCCCUGGUGGCGGUCAGAAAGGCCAUGGACUACAUCUUCUCCCAGCACGACCUCAGCUACCUGGAUGACGUCAUCCCGGAGAAAGACAAGAAGAAGAAAGAGGAUGAGAAGAGGAAGAAGAAACAGAAGAAAGGAAGCAUCGACAGUGAAAUCGAUUUUGACCCCCGGCGUCUUUCCUUGACCCACACUCACCAUGCUGAGGACUACUUUAUGCCCACUACUGUUGCAAGUCUGAAUCCGUUAAGAAAAGCAGUGCCUCAGAUUAGGAUAGACCUGGAGCAAGAGGACAAAAGCUUCUUCUGGAAAAAACAGGCUCCGGGUUCUGAAACGUCCCUCUAGUCUAACCCCAACCCGUCCUACUGUUCAAACAACACAGCAGAACCAGCAGCAUUACCUGCACACCACUACUCAAUACAACACGGGGUGCGUCUGAAAUCCCAUAGGGCCCUGGUCAAAAAGCAGUGCACUAUAUAGGGAACAGACCUGGGUACAAAUACUAUUUCAGGUAUUUAAAUUACUUUUCAAUACAUUUCAAAACAUGUAUUCAGAUAACCUUUAUUUGAAAAAACAAGCAGUUGAAUAUUGGAAUGUAUUUGGAAAUACACUUGGUAAAUAUUUGAAAAUACUAAAAUACACAGACUUAAAUAAAUACACUCCCAUGUAUUUAACCCAACAAUAUGAAAAUAUUAUUUGAAAUAAGUAUUUGAAAAUACUUUCAAAUACAAUUUGGUCAACUAUUCGUUUUUUGCAAAUAACCAUUUGAAUACUCAAGUAAAAGUACUUAAGAGCGUUUGCUAAAUGACUGAAAUGUAAAUGAAAUGAAAUACUUGUUUGGGGCUGUGUAUUUGAACCCAGGUCUGGUAAGGGAUAGGAUGCCAUUGUGGAUGUAACCACAGACUCCUACAGCAGCCUAUUUUAUACUGUAGCACUGUUUUAUAGUACUCAUUUUAAUGUCCUGCUGAAGUACAUAUUUUUAAUUGAAGAAAACUGACAGAAUUCUUUGUUUUGAGAGUGAGAAGUAUAGGAGGGACCCUUGUGAAACGGGAGAUGUGAAUGUUUGUGAGACGGGGAGGGGUUGCAUUUGACAAUUCUUAAUUUGCUGUAUAAAAAAAGGUUAAAAAAGGCAGAUUCCACGGCAACGUAGCCUGAAAAUAUUUUUGCCUACUCUGGCAUGGAAUUGCCCUAAUGCUCUGUACCAAGGAAAACUUUGUGAAGUUCUUUGUUAGCCAUUUAUGGCUAAUUCAUGAGAAAGGUAUUCAUGAUUUAUAAAGCAUUCACAAACUAAUACAAUGCUUUAUGUAUUCAUAAUACAUGCCUGUUAGCUCAUUAAGUACAACAUACUUUCUUAUAUAAAUCUUAUGGAGCUGUGAUGUUAAACUGGACUGUACUAUUUUAUGCCAGCCAGAACAGAUCAAACUUUAAAAUCCCAUUAUUUGUUCAUGUUCUACUCUCCAGCAUAGGCCUAUUAUAGUGUUCUUGUUCUUGUUCAUGUAUAUUAAUAUUUUUCUGUCUUUUCUCUUACCCCUUCACACCUGCUUUAUCAUAUUUAUUUCAUCUCUAUCUAUGCAACAAAAAAAAAACAUUUUGCUCUUGAUUCAAAAUGUUGGUUUGGCUAUUUUCCUUCCCAUUGUGUGAAACUGACCAACUUUUCUGAUUUGAACUGUUUUCCUAAUAAUAUCUGUUGUUUCUAUCAGCUUUAUAAAGAGACAGGACUCCAACUACGAUUAUCUGUAGUAGGGAUUGAAAUACAUGUAUAUACUUGUAUUUGUAGCUCUACCUCUUUGACUUAAUUAAUGUAGGUGCCAGGUAUUAUAAGUAAAGUAUGAUGAACGCAUUAGUAUUAUGUAAUGAUCUGUCAUCAUACUGAAUGAUUUUUAUGAAAGGGCACAGCAUAGGAUCUCUCUAUCUGAUCACUUUCCGAGUUCCUUUUGCUCUGUAACUAAUUCAUUAAAGAGAUUUUUAUUUGUAUCAUAUUGAAAUGAAAAUGCAAUAACAGUGACGUAUAUUAUAUCGCUGAGAGAAUAAGUCAAAUAAUAAUGAAGUGUAUUUACUAUUAAGCUGUUAAUGAGAUGACAGCGUUUUUACAGUUGUCUGUGGAGUGACAUUUUUAUUAUGACCUUUUUUUAACGAAGUGAUGAUUUAGUGUUGUUUUUUUAUGAUAUUUAAUGAUUUUAAACUGAUUAUGAACUUAUCAAUCAUUGAAUAAUCACUGUGAGAGAAUGCAAUGUUGAAGUUACUUGUGUCUUGCAGUUGCAUUUCUGCAAAAACUAAUGCUGCGUUUAGUUUGCAGCUUUUCACAAAGUAUCAUCCACCAGGCGACUCGCUCAGUAGCAAUUGAGCCUGGGGAUGAGAUUAUUCAAAAUUUCAGAGCUGCCAUUUUACUGAUAAAUGGAUACAUUGCAGCCCUUUAUAGAAUGUAUUCUUGAUAGAUACAGUGUACAAAUUGAAGCUUAAAUUAUUAACUUGGGCAAAAUUUACUGGACUUGAUUUUGUGGUCUUAGUGAUUACUGGGUUCAUAAAUGUUAAAAGAUACUGCAGUGAUAAAAUACCCAGAUUAUAUUUGUUGUAAUCUUGAGUGGUAUAAUCAAACAAGAUUGUAUUGUAGGUGUAUCUGAAGUAUGAGAGGACUGUAGUGGAUGUCGGAAUGAUGGUACACUCUUAAUCAGGGUCACUAUUGAUGUCAUGUUUUCUAUCCCAAAUAUGCCAGCAUCCAUCUUGAUCAGUCUUGGGAAAAAUGUUAAUCGUCUGUAUAUUCAUUUUCUGGGUUUCUAAUUUUAGGAUUAGUCCAUGUUUUACUGUAAAAUGUGUUGAUUCAGUGGGCUAAUUUAAUUAAAAACAUAUGUUUUUAAUAUUGUUGGCACAUUUGAUUCAAUAUUUCAAGCGACAAACAUGGUUCAUAUUCAAUAAGCACUUAGAUACAGGUGUCAAACAGUUUAAUGUAAAACGUGGAAGAACAAAUGAUUCAAGCAAUAAAACUAUAAUUAUGAUCAAUUAAA